Molecule: messenger RNA, 2313 nt
Organism: Sander lucioperca (pikeperch)
Lineage: Eukaryota; Metazoa; Chordata; Actinopteri; Perciformes; Percidae
Gene: mfsd1
Product: major facilitator superfamily domain containing 1
Exons: 17
Coding region: 97-1671 (524 amino acids)
Biological process (GO): transmembrane transport
Cellular component (GO): lysosome
Molecular function (GO): transmembrane transporter activity
Source: RefSeq, a predicted model, not a curated record
ACGCCACGUGACAUUCCCGCCGGGUCAUGUGAUCGAUCUACGUCCUCCUAGCUGCAGUCAACUUUUCCCGAGCAGCAAAAGCCCAAACAAACGAACAUGGCGGACUAUGAGGAGCGACAGAGCCUGUUGGGAGAUGGGGACGAGGGCUCGUCCACCGGCAGACACACAGCCGGAGGAGCCGGCAGACCGAUGCUGGCCAUCUGCGACCCCAGCCACAUAUUACACCGAGUGAUUGUCCUGAUAUUCAUGUGCUUCUUGGGAUUCGGAAGCUACUUCUGUUAUGACAACCCGGCUGCACUUCAAACUCAAGUCAUCCAGGAUCUGAGCCUGAACACCAAAGAGUUCAUGCAGCUGUAUGCCUGGUACUCCUGGCCCAAUGUGGUUCUCUGCUUCUUUGGGGGAUUCCUGCUUGACAGGGUUUUUGGCAUCAGGCUGGGAACUAUCAUCUUUUCCCUCUUCGUCUGCGUUGGACAGGUAAUAUUUGCUACUGGAGCUUUGGUAAAUCAUUUCUGGCUGAUGGAAGUUGGACGUUUCGUAUUUGGUAUUGGAGGAGAGUCUUUGGCCGUGGCUCAGAACACCUAUGCAGUCAACUGGUUUAAAGGAAAGGAACUUAAUCUGGUGUUUGGCCUUCAGCUGAGCAUGGCUCGCCUGGGCAGCACAGUGAACAUGAACAUCAUGGGCUGGGUGUACAGCAAGGUCUCAGACCUCGCUGGCUCUCCUGGACACACCGCACUAGGUGCAUCACUCAUGAUAGCUGCUGUAACCUGCCUGUUUUCACUUAUCUGUGCCUUGGUGUUGGGAUACCUUGACAAACGAGCAGAGAAGAUCCUCCACAAGGAACAAGGCAAAACAGGUGAGGUGAUCAAGUUGACCGAUGUGAAAGACUUCCCCUUCCCCCUGUGGCUCAUCUUCAUCAUUUGCGUGGCCUACUAUGUCGCAGUUUUCCCCUUUAUUGGACUGGGACAGGUGUUCUUCAUUGAAAAAUUCAAUUUCUCUCCGGCUGAAGCAAGAGCUGUCAACAGUAUUGUGUACAUCAUCUCAGCCCCUGCAUCUCCACUUCUGGGCUUCGUGGUCGAUAGGACGGGGAGGAAUGUGGUUUGGGUAAUGAUUGCCGUGGUCGCCACACUCGCCGCUCACAUGAUGCUGGCCUUCACCUUCUGGAACCCAUGGAUCGCCAUGUCCCUGCUGGGUGUCUCCUACUCCUUACUGGCCUGUGCACUGUGGCCCAUGGUGGCCUUUGUGGUACCUGAGCAUCAGCUGGGGACGGCUUACGGCUUCAUGCAGUCGAUCCAGAACCUGGGACUCGCUCUCGUUGCCAUGGCAGCAGGAGCCAUCCUAGACACCAGAGGAUACCUGUUUUUGGAAAUGUUUUUCUGCAUCUGCCUCUGCUUUGCGCUGAUGGCAGUGGUGAUGCUGUACUUUGUGAAUUAUCUCCGAGGAGGAGAAUUGAACCUGUCAGCCGCAGCAAGAGCCAAACUCCAGAAAGAAGCCACUUCAGACGCAGAGAAUAAAAGGCGACCCAGUAAAGUGAUAGGGGGUGAGCUUGCUAGACUAGCACCCAUGUCUGCGUUUGGCUUACGCAACCGGUACCUCUCAAGGCUGGGCGCACAGCUCCCAGACCACUACUCUACUCAUCUGUCAUCACUUGCCCACAGGAGUGUUCUAAAAUGAUGCCCUUCAUUCAGCUGGCUGCUCCUCCAACGCUGUAGCUCUGUGGCUUUAGUAUGCACUAAAAAAAAGGAUGCUUACAAAAUGUCCCUGUUUGAACAAGAUAUUGAUGCACUUUGUUUUACCUUCAAGGUAUUUUUAACCUUGACAUGACUGAAUGUUGUUCUGGGUAUUCAGACUGGUAUCAGGUUUUUUUUCUCCAUUAGUAUCAACAUAGAGAUUAUUUUUGGACCUAUCUUCAGUUGUUUUCUAUUUGCUUUAUACUUGAGGUGUUGUGCCUUUUUAUAGAAACCUCACAACAUGAAUACAUUUUUUUUCCAGGAGAUUGUGUCCUAUAAAAUUGGACUGAUGCUUUAUGGUGCCUUGAUGCUGUUUUAGGGUCUGUUUUAGAGACUCAGCCCUCUGCAAACAACAGAGGGCACUGAUUCCCUCACAUGUUUAUUGUCACCUCUGGCCACAGUAUCAUUGCUUUUUAAUAACUGCCUUGUACAGGCUCAGUAUUUACAGUAUCAGGUUAUACUUCUGCUGAUCCUUCAGGUUGCAAUAAGUUAGAAUAGUGUACACACAUGAUGCCGUGACUUCUGUGACCUGUUGAAUGUUGCCAAAUAAAUAUAUUUAAAAUAAUAAAAGGAAUUAUUAAACACA